Messenger RNA from Pecten maximus, 1461 nucleotides. RefSeq lists its product as uncharacterized. The record is from RefSeq and is a predicted model, not a curated record. The transcript has a single exon. The coding region runs from base 1 to 1461 and encodes 486 amino acids. Lineage: Eukaryota; Metazoa; Mollusca; Bivalvia; Pectinida; Pectinidae. Gene Ontology annotation, molecular function: nucleic acid binding.
AUGGGACAUGCUAAUGUGGCUUAUAUUGAUGACAGUUUAUUGCAAUCCAACACUUUUGAAGACUGUGAAAAUAAUAUCAUAGACACAAUUACAUUAUUUGAUCAGUUGGGAUUUACAGUGCAUCCCAAGAAAUCGGUUUUGGUGCCUACACAACAGAUUUCAUUCUUAGGGUUUGUUCUCAAUUCGGUGCAUAUGAUCGUACACCUGACAGAAGAUAAAGCAACCGAUAUAGCUAAGCUGUGUUUGAGGGUUAGAAAUAGACAGACAUUAACUAUUCGAGAAUGGGCACAGCUAGUCGGAAAGUUAGUUGCCUGUGAACCAGGUGUUCAAUAUGGACCAUUACAUGUUAAAGCAUUAGAGAGAUUAAAAGAUACGGAACUUAAAGCGCACCAUGGAAAUUAUGAUAGUGUUAUGACACUGACUACAGACGUGUUGUGGGAAUUGGAUUGGUGGAUUGAUAACAUUUCUUCAAGUUUCAACCCAGUUACUAGGGAAGAUCCGACUUUUAUUAUUACUACUGACAGCUCAGACUAUGGGUGGGGUGCAGUGGUGACAGAUUCUGACUUGUAUACAAGUGGUUUGUGGUCCUAUGGAGAACAGAGAAAUCACAUUAACUUCCUUGAACUUAAAGCUGCUUGGUUAUCCUUGAAGAGUUUUUGUGCGGAUAUGACUGAUGGACAUGUGCGUUUCUUUAUGGAUAAUAUGGUGGCUAUAUCAUAUAUUUCGAAUAUGGGUGGAAAAUGUGAAGGUCUGAACAAUUUAGCAAGGAAAAUAUGGUUUUGGUGUGUUGAGAGAAAUAUCUGGAUUUCAGCCUCUCAUAUACCGGGGGUUGAUAACGUGGAAGCUGACAGGUUAUCUAGGAAAAUGAACUCAGAUUUAGAGUGGCAACUUAGACCGAGUCUGUUUCAAUGUAUCGCGUCAAAAUAUGGGGACAAUUUGAGUAUUGAUAUGUUUGCCUCUCGCAUAAACAUUCAGAUUCCUGUGUAUGUUUCUUAUCUCCCAGAUCCUCAGGCCUUGGCAGUAGAUGCAUUUUCUAUGAAAUGGUCUAAUGAACAUGGAAUUAUAUAUCUCUUUCCUCCGUUUAGUGUGAUAGACAGAGUGCUGCAGAAGUUGGUGGAGGAUCAAGCAACAGCAGUUAUGGUGGCACCCAUUUGGACAACACAGCCGUGGUUCCCGGGAUUAUUGUCACGAAUAACAGGGAACUGUUAUCUUCUUCCACAUGUCAACAAUUCUCUGGUUCAUCCAGCUUUUCCGGACAGACAACACCCUCUCCAGAAAAUGAGAUUGGGGGUAUUUCUCUUAUCAGGGAACAACUCAUUAGUGGAGGAAUUUCAUCACAGGUUGCCAGUCUGGUCAUCGAUUCCUGGAAAGACUCAACGAAGAAACAGUAUGGGUGUUAUUUCAAAAAAUGGAUGCAGUUUUGCUUACAGAGACAAAAUGAUCCACUUAAACCAACUGUGA